Molecule: messenger RNA, 5616 nt
Organism: Pomacea canaliculata
Lineage: Eukaryota; Metazoa; Mollusca; Gastropoda; Architaenioglossa; Ampullariidae
Source: RefSeq, a predicted model, not a curated record
AAUAUUAUUCAUGACAUAUUUACGGCUUUUCCCUCUUAAGGUAUUGACUCAAGCUGGUGAACCUGCUUAAUAUCAUCGGUGUGUCAGUAUAUCUGUACCUGAACACCAUGGUGGGACAGAAAGUUGUGACAGGCAUAGAGACAGACAUAGAGCUGUAAGUUGUACACAUUUGCAGCCGUGGACACUAUAAUCGUCACAGAGAGCUCUUCAGACUACUACAAUGGAUGUGUUGACAAGCGAGCACACUGGGACACCUAAGAAAAAGGAAGGACUGUAGCCCCUCUUCUCAUCCACCUUCUGAUCCCCUCCCUUUUUUUUUUCUACAUUCAACUCUCUCGCCCACUGCUUUCCGACAACGACUGGGUUAACCAUUGACAACCCAGUAUUUUCCCUCCACCCGCGCAGUCUGUCGGGUACUCACAGGGCGGGCUCAACUCCAAAUAAAACGCCUUUUUUUAAGUGAACCUCAUGGAGCGAAGCCUGAGUAAAAGUUCGCACACAGGUAUGGAGGGGGCCAGGUAGGUGUGCGUUGUGCUCGUGUACACCAAGGUAAGGUCUGUACCUGGGAAGCGACAGCCUCAGGUCCUCGCAUUUUCGUGGUGGUCCUCGCUGGAGUACGGUCGUCAGGCCAAACUUUGCGAUCGCCUAUCAUCAGUAUAACAGUUGCGACCAUCCCACACUCUCCCGACGUAGAGAUGAGGUCACGUGAUCGAUGUUGGCUGGUGUGGCUGCUGCAGUGCUGGCUGCUGGCUCUGUCUUCAGGUCAAGAGCCUGGACCUAGUGGUGUGCACCUGGAGGACUCAUCUUUCAACCUGACCGACGAGAUAAAGGGACAGACCCCGAAGCCCCCAGUAGACGACCCUGGUGCCCGCGGCUCCUCAGAGAAGGCCUCCAUAAUGAUGACUGGUCCCAACGGGGAUCUGGUGGAGUGCACCAUCUGGGCCCGAGACAACAUCCACGACUUCGUGCAGCAGAUGGAGGACGAGCAGGAUAUCAACCUCUUCAAGUUCCUCUUCCGCUUUGACAAUUACACCUUGCAGCCCUUCAAAGAAAGUAUUGGUAACAACUUCAAGCCCAACCUGUGGUACCGCACGCGCAGCAGACACGGGCGCACGCUGCUGAUGCUGAGUUUCCACUACGACGUGCUGUCCAUGAACAUCCUCACCAUCGGCGUGACGGAGAUGAGUGUGGGCCUGCAGGACCGCCCGUACGGCUGCUUCAGCAACCUGGACCCCGAGGACAAGAUGAUGAUACUACGGAAGCUGCUGUUCUCGCGAGAAAACGCCGUUACGAGGAGCAGCUACCGGAAGUCGGCUAGAGAGGAGUACGUCUGUAACCAGGUGAUAGAAGAUGACAACGGCUACGCGGAGCUAAAGCACAAGUGCUGCAUGCGACAGAUACAGGACAUCGUCUGCUCCGUUGAUGAUGAUGACUUGUGGAUCGCUAUACUGUACUGGUCUAUCACUGUAGUCAAGGUGCUGAUAUUCCUGUUCUGCCCAAACUUCGUGCCGGUGACAAUGUACAGCAAAUUGUAUCGCUCCGAGUACGUGGUCAAGCUCAAGAAGGACCUCAAGAUGAAGAUCUUUGUCUCGGAGAGAACCGACGCCAAGGUCCGAUUCAAGCACCGCCUGACCCUAGAGGAAGUGUCCAAGUGGCGGCGCUUCCGCGAGUUCCUGGAUUCCGUCCCUUACGAUGAAAUACUUCCGGUCAAAGUGAGCGAGCUGAGAAUAAAGGUGAAAGGGAAGAGGAUCCUCCCUGAAAACGACCCUCCCACAGGCCUGCUGCGCACUUUCUACGAUAACCUGGGCCGCUGCAAGAUCAAACAACUCAGUGCCUUUCGUGACUGUUGUGAGACUAGUGUGUACGCCUCCAUGGAGCCAUACUUCCGUCGCAAGUGCACCUGGCACAUGUUCGUUCAGACUUUUGUCAAAGCUAUUCUGUUGCUGCUGGUGCUGCCGUCUCCUUUCUACAUCCGCCUCUUGAUCUACUACAACUACGAGCACGAGGAGAUGAUAGAGAGGAGAUCGGCCAUCUCACGCCUGGGUCUGACCGAGAAGUUUAACCUUUACCGCACCAACGUCAUCCAAUACUUCUCCCCCGUGCACGGCAUCUUCCUCGCCACCUACUGUCUCUACUUUGUCGUCGGACUGUUCGUCGGCUUCGCCACAUACAACGUGCGUGAGAAGCUGAAGAGUGUGACACGCGCGGCGCUGCAGGACAUGAGCAACGUGUCUCAGACAGGAGUGCUCGGUGUCAUCAUCCGCUUCUUGCUGUAUCCCUACCGCCGCUGCGGCAUCCUCGCUUUCCUUAUCGCCCCUUUCUACUUCGUGGCGGCGCUGCCCGUGAGCCUGUUCCUGCUGGCGGUGUACUGCGUGCCCACCAUCUACCUCUCGCACCGUCUGCCCUUUCACGCCCGCAAGCUGAUCGGCAGGAACUCUCUGCCAGAGCAGGAGCGGAAGCAGCGCUUCAAACGGGUGCAGAAACUGCGGCGCCGCAUCUCCAGGGUGGACCGCGCCGUCCACAAGGGCAGCAGUGACGACAGAGAGGAGACCUGCUGCCAUGGCGACUGGUCCUUCCGUGGGCUGGUGACGGUCCGCGACGUCCUCGUGCAGAUCGCGUGUUCCGCCAUCUGCCUCUGCAUCCUCUACUCCCUGGCACUCAUCUUCGCUGAGUCCGCGGGACUUAUCAUUGAGGUACUGGCCUUCACAAUGAUGGGGAUCAUCGUAAACGCCGGUUCUGUGCUCAAGUACGUUACCAUGGCGCUGCUGGUCAUUGUCUACAUGCACGACUGCUACAACAACGUCUACGAGAACUACCUCACCUUCAACAAAACCAUCAUCGACGACAUGAUAGAGCGCACCACCGACGACCUGCGAAGAAUCGCCUCGAUGCCCAGCGACAUGCAGGAGAAUGCUGCAUUCCUGGUGUCGUGUGUGGACGAGGAAAACUCUUUUCAACCAAAACUCAACUUUAAAAAGAAGGAAAUCCGCUGGAAGGUUGGCCAGCUUCUCCUGUUCCUCGAUUCCUUCGACACUCCCAGAAUUCCCCUGCGUCUCUUCCAGAAACUUUGUCAGAUACGAGUGUACGGAGCGCCGGGCCCUGUGUACCUUAACCUGCUGGCUGCCACGGGCAAGUUCAUGAUCAUCGUCGUCUUCCUGAUGUUCGUCAUGUUAGUGGUGAUGGCCUUCGGCAACCUCACCGCCAUGUCGUCCACCAACACCACGUUGGCCACGCUGGGGGGGUUUGUCCCCAUGUUGCUCAAGAAUGUCCUCAGCUCCAAAGGCGCCAGGCUGAGCCUCAAGACCAUCAGCUUCAAGGGUCAGGUUGACGAAAUCAUCAGUGACUACAAGCAGUACUGGCCCGUCAUCGAUUUCAUCGCGAAGCGCUACGACCCGAAUGAGCCAGAGAAAGACGACGACGAGAAAGAGGGCGGGGCAGACAACAGCACUCAAGAAAACGGAAAGGACAAAGAGAACAACAACGACAGGGUCAAGGAGAAAACAGAGAGAAAAGACGAGAGUAUCAACCUCUACGUCAGAAAGCCGUCGCCGGAGGACAGUGACUUCAAGAAAGUGAACGGCGAUGGAGGUCGGUUGGACGGUAAACCAUGUGAUGACAAAACAGACGCCGCACUCCAGUCAAAGGAAGACGAUGACAUGGUGGACUUGUUCAUCGACCUCGGUAUCGCCGACACAGCCGGCGGCUGGUCCAUUUACGGCUCAUCGGACAGUUUGCCUUCGGACACAAUGAUGCCACCCUACUUCGACCCCACGCAGAUGGACGAAGAAGAGGACCCUGAUGGUGUUGCGCUGAAGGACAUCGUCUGAGCUCUGGUGGAAAAUCUUUUUUGGAUCGUCCUUUUUUCAGCCUGCGUAGAGGAAGCAGGAAUAUUUCGCGUGGUGGUUUCUUUUUUCUUUUUUUCUUUAAGGCUGCGUCUGAAGGAAGGUUUUACGAGGGCUCACAGCUCGUGGAGUUUGGUCUCUGCAGUAGGAGUGGCAAGAGCAGACGGCAUCCAGGGUUGAUAUCAGUUGUGAAGGUCAGUAGGAAUAAAUUCAACUGUCAGCGGCCUGCCUGCUUUGCUUGAGGAGGAAUGAAGGGUGAGGAAUGAUUACCUUUGCUUCGGCGACUUCGAAGUGUGGUCUCAAGAAUGUCACGAGCCAGACAAGAAGUGAGGAAUGAGAGAAAGAGGUGAGCAUUCACGACUUCCACCAAACAAGGAUUCUAAAUGAUGAGUAUUUCUAUGACAUCAUAGACGUUGUUCAUGUUCACUAUUGUCCCUCCCUAACAAAAAUCAUUCAAAGUGAAAACUAUACUGACUAUACUUGCACUACAAAACCUGGUGAAAGGUGUGUGUGUGUGAUUACUGCUUCAUCAGAAUCCGCCAGUGUGACAAUCUUUUUGAAUACGAUUCGCAUCUUCGAGACCUGUUUUUAUGGAGAUAAGACUUUGUAUUACCUUUUUAAAACUUUUUGCGGACAUUUGUGAAACGGAAUAAGACUCAAUGCUGAGCUGUUUGACUCAAUGUACAUGAGUAUCCCGUUGACCUCACAGUGUCCUGUCCUCACUGUAUAUAAACUCCAUGCCGGAUUUUGACAUUAGGUAGAAAGUUAGUGUAGGACUUUUACAUUUAUCACCUGCUGUGCGAAAUGGCAACAAGUGUUCUCAUCUCGAUAAAGAAAUCACACGGCAUUUCUAAUUUCUUUCAUUUUCUUAACAAAGUUCUAUCUAUUUUAAGGAUAUCCUGAUUCGGAUUAAAAUGAUUAAGCGGCAUAACAAGACAGACGGUGCAAGAUGCAUUUAUUAGUUUCUUCACUCGGUACCUUUUCUUUCAAACGUUGCACAUCAGCUCUCCAUUCAGAAAUACACCAGUUAGUAGUUCGGCCUCGAUUUCCCAUUACCACCACCACCACCACCAAACCAUCAUCAUCGUUGUCGUCGUCGUUACAGAUUAAGUUUAAUAAUGUACUGAUUUCACACUUACAACGAAACCACAUGCCUUGUAAACAAAUCCAGACUUACCAACUACCCCACCCCUAAAAAAAAAAACAUCACACGAAGCCCACAGAAGUCAGCCUUCAAGCCAGCACACAAACAUGCAAUUAUUUAUAUUUUUAAUUCUCUCAAUACAGGCGCUGGAAAUUGUUGUAAUAUCAUAAUACACAAAGGUUACAACGUUUAUGAAAUAUGUCACACUAAAGUUGCCACAGCCCGUCUGCUGCUACUCUGUCCAAGCAGGCAAACCUCAAACGUCCAAUAAACCGUUGUCGCACAAGGAUAAUUACACGAAGCUGAUAACUGUUACACAUAAAUAUAAAAAGUGUAAAAACAUUUUUAAUAAAUAGGCAGAAGUAAUGGGUGAAUGAAAAGUUCACACAUCAUGGCAAUUUCAGGCAGGAAUGUCAAAAAUACUGGAAUAAUGAGUCCAGAAGUGAUGGCGAAGGGCGAGAAGGAUGGAUGGUUGAAGGCAUACACAGUUCGUUGCAUUUAAGGUUUCACAAGGUGAAAACAUAUUAACGCUGACAGUAUAACUUUACAUAAGUAAAAAGGCAUUAUACACCAAUACUAGAUACAAUCCAUAAGUACUAGUGAUGUCAAGUCAGCACUGCAACCUCAGCG